GCCAUAAUUUAACUAACGCAGACACACAAGCACAAAGGUCUUUCUCUCCGAACAAACCGGUCGGGUGAGCAUGCAAAGACCAACGUGCUAAUAGGCAAAGGUUUCUGCUCUUGUUGCUUUUUUCAUGCUUGCCAACCCACUUCCUAGGUACAAAGAAAACUUGAUAUCCUAAUGAUUCAAAAGUUGAAAGCUGGUUAUAUGGGAGCCAUGUGAAAAACAGUGGGUAGCCAAACCUUUUUACAAUGAUUUAGCUUCUCUUUUCUAUCACUUAUCUUCUCUUGCCAUUUCUACAAAAGUCAAGUUUUCAUCAUUUAAUCAAGUUUACUAUUUCUGAAGAAUUAGCAAAUUUCAAUCUUCCUGAUCCACCUCCUUCACACAAACACAACGCAGCUUCAGAGGUUCCCAUAUAUAGCAAAGUGGGAAGAGAGAGAGAGGGAGAUAGGUAGCGAUGGAGCAAUCAGAAAAAAUAGCGAAGAAAGUAUCAUCAGCGAGAACAUCAUUUCCGAGAGAUCCACGUGGCUCACUCGAAGUGUUCAACCCAACCGCCACCUCAACCAACGCGCGCGUGCGUUCGCCGCCCCUUUGGAAAUCCUGGACCGACUCCGAAGAGCCGCGAUCCACUAUGCUUGUAACGUGGGUUUGGGGUAUAACUUCUCAACCGCUCAGGGCCAUCACUCCGCCCGCCGGAGAAUGCGGCGCCGCCGCACAGAGAGCCGCCGAGUGGGGCCUCGUGCUCCGCACCGACACCGAGACUGGCAAGCCGCAGGGCGUCGCUGCCCGGAACUCCGGCGGCGAGGAACCCAACGCCAAACUCGCCGCCUCUUCCAGAAGGAACUCUCAGAACUCCAGCAGAACCUCCGGCGAGUCUUCCGACGGAGGCGGCGGCGGCGGUGGGAUUCCGAGAGUUUCGGAGGACGUGAUGGGCGCGUUGUCGGCUUUCCAACAAACUUUCGUGGUUUCGGAUGCUACCAAACCCGAUUACCCGAUCCUCUAUGCAAGUGCCGGUUUUUUUAAAAUGACGGGCUAUACGUCCAAGGAAGUUAUCGGAAGAAACUGUCGGUUUUUACAGGGCGCGGACACGGAUCCCAAUGAAGUGGCAAAGAUAAGGGAAGCAUUGGAAGCGGGGAAAAUUUACUGCGGAAGGCUUCUAAAUUACAAGAAAGAUGGAACACCUUUCUGGAACCUUCUCACUAUUUCACCCAUUAAGGAUGACGAUGGCAAAGUGCUCAAAUUCAUUGGAAUGCAAGUGGAGGUUAGCAAGCAUACAGAGGGGUCCAAGGAGAAGGUGCUACGUCCCAAUGGAUUGCCCGGAUCCUUGAUUCGAUACGAUGCUCGUCAGAAAGAGAAGGCUACAAGUUCAGUAUCUGAGUUGGUUCAAGCCAUUAAGCGUCCUCGAGCAUUAAGUGAAUCAGCGAGUCGUCCCUCUGUCAGAAAAUCAGGAUAUACUCAGGAAGAAAAAAUAGAAGAAGAAGAUGAAGAGAAAGCAGGACAAACAUUAAGAAGAAAAUCUGAGAGUGGGACUUCAUUUGGACGAAAAUUAGAAGAAGGAAAUAAAAUUUCAAUGCAACGAACUAGUGAGCCACCUGAAAAUAAACACAAAAGUUCUCAUCGUCGUUCUUUCAUGGGGUUCAGGAGGAAAAGUCAAUCCAAUGAUGAAAGCAUGAAUAAUGAAGUUAUUGAGGAUGUUAGCUCUGAGAGUGAGGAUGAUGAGAGGCCUGAUAGUUUUGAGUUAGAUGACAAAGAAAAGCAGAGAGAAAAGCGAAAAGGCCUUGAUCUUGCUACCACACUUGAACGUAUUGAGAAAAACUUUGUCAUUACUGAUCCAAGGCUUCCUGACAAUCCAAUAAUAUUCGCAUCAGAUAGCUUCUUGGAGCUUACAGAAUAUAGUCGUGAAGAAAUCUUGGGAAGGAAUUGCAGGUUUCUACAAGGACCUGAAACUGAUCGUGCAACUGUGAGAAAAAUCCGAGAGGCGAUUGAUAGCCAAACAGAAGUUACUGUGCAACUAAUUAAUUAUACAAAGAGUGGAAAGAAGUUUUGGAACCUGUUUCAUUUGCAACCCAUGCGUGAUCAGAAGGGGGAAGUGCAGUAUUUUAUUGGUGUUCAACUAGAUGGUAGUCAACAUGUAGAGCCUCUUCACAAUUGCAUCGCAGAAGAUACUGCAAAGGAAGGAGAACAAUUGGUCAAACAAACAGCAGAAAAUGUUGAUGAAGCAGUGAGAGAUCUUCCGGAUGCAAAUAUGAAACCAGACGAUUUAUGGUUAAAUCAUUCAAAAGUAGUUUACCCCAAACCUCAUAGGAAGGAUGAUCCUGCUUGGAGAGCUAUCCAAAAGGUUUUGGAAAGUGGAGAACAAAUAGGCUUAAAGCACUUUAGGCCAAUUAAACCAUUGGGCUCAGGAGAUACUGGCAGUGUGCAUCUGGUGGAGCUAUGUGGAACUGGUCAAUAUUUUGCCAUGAAGGCUAUGGAUAAGGGUGUUAUGCUCAACCGCAACAAGGUGCAUAGAGCUUGUGCAGAAAGAGAAAUCCUUGACAAGUUGGACCACCCUUUUCUACCUGCAUUAUAUGCUUCCUUUCAGACCAAAACACACGUUUGUUUGAUAACUGAUUAUUUUCCUGGGGGAGAACUAUUUCUGCUUCUUGACCGUCAACCAACUAAGGUUCUCAAGGAAGACGCUGUGAGAUUUUAUGCAGCUGAGGUAGUGAUUGCAUUGGAGUACCUUCAUUGCCAAGGGAUAAUAUAUCGAGAUUUGAAGCCAGAAAAUGUUUUAAUCCAAAGCAAUGGGCACGUGUCUCUAACAGAUUUCGAUUUGUCAUGUUUAACAUCUAGCAAACCACAGCUUAUAAUUCCAACUAUCAAUUCAAAGAAGAAAAAGAAGAAACAACUGAAAAGUCAAGAGGUUCCAAUGUUUAUGGCUGAACCAAUGAGAGCAUCAAAUUCUUUUGUUGGGACGGAAGAGUACAUAGCUCCGGAAAUUGUAAGUGGUUCAGGUCAUACUAGUGCUGUGGAUUGGUGGGCUCUAGGUAUUCUAAUAUAUGAAAUGCUUUAUGGGUACACACCAUUUCGGGGGAAGACAAGACAAAAAACAUUUGCAAAUAUUCUUCACAAGGAUCUUAAGUUUCCCAAAAGUAAGCCGGUAAGUCUCCAAACAAAACAACUAAUUUACUGGUUAUUGCAAAGAGAUCCCAAAGACAGAUUGGGUUCACGUGAAGGAGCAAAUGAAAUUAAACGUCAUCCUUUUUUUCGAGGUGUCAAUUGGGCACUAGUUCGUUGCAUGCAACCUCCUGAGCUUGAUGCCCCGCUCUUACUAACAACUGAAGAAGAAGAAGAAAAAAAAGUCAAAGAUACAAAUCCUGAACUAGAGGAUCUACAAACAAAUGUUUUUUGAAAAGAAUUAGAGGAUGAAGGCAUAUGGCAUUCACGAAACACAUGAUGAAUUCUUUGCGAUUUUGAAUAAUUAAUGGUAUUUCAAUCUCUUGCUCAGAGGUGCAAAGUUUGAUUGUGUUCAUUGUAAUUUAUAUGAAUGGAAGGAUCUAUAAUAAGAUUUUAGAUUUAAUGCUACUUAUGCUAAGCCUUCGGGUUAGAGAUUAGGGAUUGGGACUAUCAAGCAAUUAGUCUAGUGUGAAAAUAUGUGUAUAUUUCUAUAAUAAUAUUUUGAGCUAAGUAAAAUAUGUCAUGUAGUAUUUAAAAAUUAAAUAUGCGUUGUUAAACAUAUUUUUGAAAACUUCCACAUUUGGAGUUGAUA
Cajanus cajan (pigeon pea) is the source of this 3739-nucleotide messenger RNA. NCBI's taxonomy places the organism in Eukaryota, Viridiplantae, Streptophyta, Magnoliopsida, Fabales, Fabaceae. The record is from RefSeq and is a predicted model, not a curated record.